Molecule: messenger RNA, 975 nt
Organism: Aspergillus steynii IBT 23096
Lineage: Eukaryota; Fungi; Ascomycota; Eurotiomycetes; Eurotiales; Aspergillaceae
Product: DUF1996 domain-containing protein
Exons: 3
Coding region: 1-975 (324 amino acids)
Source: RefSeq, a predicted model, not a curated record
AUGCGUUCUUUCAUUCUCUCGUCUGCCCUGGCGGCAGGCAUGGCCCAGGCCUAUACUGUCACUACUUCUGACCUGUUCAUGUACAAGAAUAUUGAUCCUCUUGUGGUUCCCGGAGAGUACAAGUCGCACAUGCACAGCUUCUUCGGUUCCGAUGCUGUCACUGUGAACACCACCACCUCGGCUGAGCUUCAGCAGGGAUGCUCCUCGACCGCGAACCCCAAUGACUUCUCCACCUACUGGGUUCCUACUCUCUACCUUGUCAAGGACGGCACCCGCACUCCUGUCACCGUGAACCGAUUCAGCGCCUACUACAUUGACCUGGACAAGGCCGAAAUCCCUAUCCCCCAGGACUACACCGACCUUGCUGGUAAUGCUGGCGCUCAGUCUCAGGACGACGUCGACGCCAACGCCGGCAUCCAAUGGUUCUGCGAAGGUGACGAGGCCGAGGACAAGGACGAGGCCGCGUUCCCUACCCAGACCUGCUCUACCCACUUGCAGACUCUGCUCCUUUUCCGGGACUGCGUUAACCCCGAUACUCUCGAGUCCGCGUACUCCGGCAACCCUCGCGUGAACGAGGGAUACCAGGACAGCAACUGGUGCCCCCAGGGCAUGUCUCGCAUCCCUCGCUUGCGAUUCUCCAUUCGCUACGACCUCCGCUCCCUGCUCCCCGACGGCUGGUCUGGUGAGGCCCCCUUCGAGCUUGCCUGUGGCUCGUCGUACUGCUCGCACGGCGACUUCAUCAACGGAUGGGUACCCGAGGCUGCCCAGAACAUGGUUGGCGCUGAAUCGAACCGCAACUUUGUCGCCAUCAACGGCCCCAAGGGAAAUGCCGAUGCCGGUUCCGUUUGCGGUGCCGAGAACGCCCAGGAUGCCGACCCUGACCACGGAACCAGCGACUACGACAAGAGCCGUGAGAUGAUGGGCAUGACCCGCAAGCGUAGCCACAAGCCUCGCUUUGGACGUACCCAUUUCUAA